CUCGUCAUGGCCGCCACGUUCGACUCGGCCAAUGGUCUGGCCAAGUACCUUGAUGAGCUCCCGAACGGAAGCUCCUUCUCGCAAGAGCUUGGUCACCCGAACAAGGACACCUCCAAGUACACCGACUUCGCCACCGCCUUCGCCGACGCUGGCCACUCGUGGAGUACCGACUUCUGCGGCAAGACGUUCCCAGGCGCGUCGAUGACCAACGGUGAGGCGUUCGGCGACCCGUGCUGCACGUGGAAGAAGGGCAGCAACCCGGACUUCACCGUCACGGCGUUCACGACGACGCCCGGCAAGGCCACGACCUGUGCCGCCUCGGGGUCUGCCACGCAGUCCUCGACUGCUGCGUCG
This is a messenger RNA of Phytophthora sojae, 354 nucleotides long. RefSeq lists its product as hypothetical. The record is from RefSeq and is a predicted model, not a curated record. The transcript has a single exon. The annotation marks the transcript as partial. Lineage: Eukaryota; Oomycota; Peronosporomycetes; Peronosporales; Peronosporaceae.